Molecule: messenger RNA, 861 nt
Organism: Trichoderma aggressivum f. europaeum
Lineage: Eukaryota; Fungi; Ascomycota; Sordariomycetes; Hypocreales; Hypocreaceae
Exons: 1
Coding region: 1-861 (286 amino acids)
Molecular function (GO): epoxide hydrolase activity
Source: RefSeq, a predicted model, not a curated record
AUGGCCGCAACUCAGAACAUUCGCGUAGCGCUGCCUAAGAGUGGCGUCAACGUGUUUUAUCGAGAGCAGGGUCCCACCUAUCCUUCGAAGACUAUUCUCCUUCUUCAUGGCUUCCCGUCAUCGUCGCAUCAGUAUCGGAACAUAAUUCCCUUACUCGCUACCAAGUAUCGAGUCAUUGCUCCAGACUUUCCUGGAUUCGGAUUUACCGAGACACCUGAAGGCUUCAAAUUCACGUUUGACUCGCUCACAGAUGUCCUUGCCGAGUUUCUAGACUUACUCUCCAUUACCAAAUUCUCUGUUUAUGUCUUCGACUAUGGCGCCCCAGUGGGUUUGCGCCUAGCACUGCGUCGCCCAGAGGCAGUUGAGGGAAUUAUUACACAAAAUGGAAAUGCCUAUGUGGAGGGUUUCGGCGACGUUUGGGGACCUAUCAAAGAUUUCUGGGCCAGCAAGAAUACUUCGGAUGACCGAUCCAAGCUGGCGGAUGCCAUGUUGAACUUUGACAUUACAAAGUUCCAAUACGAGAAUGGUACUCCAGACCUUCAGACAAUUGCGCCCGAAUCCUAUACACUGGAUUACGCUUUGCUGCAACGCCCAGGCAGGAAGGACGCCCAACUCGAUCUCUUUAUGGACUAUCAAAAUAACGUCCCGUUGUAUGAGAAAUUUCACGAGUACUUCCGGUCCUCUCAAGUCCCUCUAUUGGCAAUUUGGGGCAGAAACGAUGUGUUUUUCAUCCCUCCCGGGGCUGAAGCAUAUAAGAGAGAUUUGCCUAACGCAACAGUUAAACUAAUUGACGCUGGUCAUUUUGCGGUUGAGAGUGAUGGGCCGUUGAUUGCGAAGGAGGUGGCAGAAUUCCUAGGAUAG